Messenger RNA from Sorghum bicolor (sorghum), 1443 nucleotides. Its product is annotated as THO complex subunit 4D. Gene Ontology annotation, cellular component: nucleus. The coding region runs from base 289 to 1107 and encodes 272 amino acids. NCBI's taxonomy places the organism in Eukaryota, Viridiplantae, Streptophyta, Magnoliopsida, Poales, Poaceae. Gene Ontology annotation, molecular function: mRNA binding. The transcript has 7 exons. Gene Ontology annotation, biological process: mRNA export from nucleus. The record is from RefSeq and is a predicted model, not a curated record.
CCUUCCCAUCCCACAAGCAGAAGAAAUCGAGAUAACGAGAGCUAGGGUUUUGAUUCCAGACGCACGCCGCAUCCUGUCCCCUUCCUACUGCCCCUCCCUCCGCGACACCGCCUCCGCCCUCACCCUCUCUUCCCGGCAUCUGCGGAGGCGCGAGGAGGCUGAGGCCGGGAGCGCCGCCCCGAAGAAUAUUCUCCACCCCAAUCGCCGACACCCCUGCGCGCCGCGAGAGUUGCCAUUGUACUGUUGUAGCUUGCCAGUUGGUUAUUGGCUGUGUAACAACUUUGAGCUAUGUCAUAUUACGAAAGAAGGGGUGGAGAUAGGGGUAGUGGCCGUAUUCAAGGAAGUGGUGGGCGAGGUGGACAUGUCCUGCGUGGAAGAUCAGGAUUGCCUCCCCGAGGACCUCUUGGGGUUAACUCCCGUCCAUCUGCACGCACUAUUGCUAAGUCAUUUAGCAGAACCAAAGACAUGACCUGGAGACCUGAUCUAUUUAGUGAUAGCAUGGCGGCUAGUGGAAUAGAAACUGGUACAAAAUUGUACAUUUCAAACUUGGACUAUGGGGUUUCUAAUGAGGAUAUAAAGGAGCUGUUUUCGGAAGUUGGCCAUUUGAAACGCUUUGCUGUUCACUAUGAUGGUUAUGGCCGCCCAAAUGGCACUGCAGAGGUGGUGUUUACACGAAGGAGCGAUGCAAUUGCUGCACUGAAGCGUUACAAUAAUGUUCUACUUGAUGGAAAAGCUAUGAAGAUAGAAGUCAUUGGAAGUGACUUAGGCUUGCCUAUGACACCUCGUAUAAAUGUCGUUGGUGCUUCUAAUGGCAGAGCUACAAGAACAGUUGUUAUGACGCCUGAGUUUAGUCAACGUGGCAGGGGUUCAAGCAGUAGACCUCUAAGUAAUCCAAGCAACAGGUUUAACAACCGUGGUGGUUUCCAAGCUGGUCGAGGCCGUGGCCAGUUCCAGGCCCGUGGCAGGGGCCGUGGCCAGUUCCAGAGCCGGGGCAGGGGCCGUGGCCAGUUCCAGGGCCGUGGCAGAGGGAGGAAGCCUGAGAAGACUGCAGAUGAGUUGGAUAAAGACCUGGAAAGCUAUCACGCAGAGGCCAUGAAAACCGAUUGAUAGCAAGACGGUAGAUGGCGUCUGCUGCAAGAUUGUGGUUUUAUCCGUCAUUUUCUGGGAGCAAGGAACAUUCUUUGUGCUUUGGUUUCAGGAAAACUAGACCCCCUGUAGUAAACUCGAACAAAAUAUUGCCAGUGUGUAGUGUUUGCAUGAAGUUUGCAACCUGAUGUGUUUAUUUUUGUAUCGGUUGCUUGAGAUGGUGUUAAUUGUUAGGUUCAUGCUUAGAAUAAUUGUCAUUAGCCAAAAUCUGCACCUGGCCUAUUCCGCUCUGCUAUGUCUUCGCUGCAUUGUGUUGUUUUUAUCAUGGGAACAUAUAUGGUGAAAACCACAAUCUUU